Molecule: messenger RNA, 1311 nt
Organism: Microplitis demolitor
Lineage: Eukaryota; Metazoa; Arthropoda; Insecta; Hymenoptera; Braconidae
Product: myb-like protein X
Exons: 5
Coding region: 1-1311 (436 amino acids)
Biological process (GO): regulation of cilium beat frequency involved in ciliary motility; cilium assembly; positive regulation of cell motility
Cellular component (GO): motile cilium; ciliary basal body
Source: RefSeq, a predicted model, not a curated record
AUGUUUCGUAAUAAAUAUCAAAAAGGACCUUUAUCUAUUUUAUAUAGCUGUGGAAAAUCGCCACUCGAAUUGUGGGAUAUGCAUGUAAGAAAUGGAUUUAUCAGAAGAGUUAUGGAUAACGAAAUAAAUUCACUGGUAUUAGAAAUCGCAGGGACAAAUGUAUCAACUACGUAUAUAUUUACUCCAAAAAGUCAAUCAGCAUCUUUAGGAAUAACGCUUCCGUUUAUUGUAAUAGUUAUGAAGAAUAUGAAAAAAUAUUUUACAAUGGAAAUAACAAUUUUAGAUGAAGAUGGCAUGCACAGAAGAUUAAAACUGAGUAAUUUUCAAAGUAAAACCAAAAUAAGACCAUUUAGCACGACAAUGCCAAUGGGAUUAGGAUGUGGGUGGAAUCAAAUACAAUUAAAUAUUGUUGAAUUAGUUAGAAGAGCUUACGGGACAGUUUAUAAAGAAACAACGAGAAUGCAAAUCCAUGCCAAUUGUAGAAUUCGUCGUAUAUAUUUUGCUGAAAGAUUGUAUAUGGAGGAUGAAUUGCCAGAGGAAUAUAAAAUCUCUUUUGUGAAGGGGAAGCCAAUGAAUAAAGAAGACAAAAAGGAACGUGGGAGCAUAAAUUCAAGGACUUCAGUAAAUCGAUCGUCGAAUCUGUCGCAAGCUUCUCAGGAAAAUAAAGUAAUUAUGGAAGGGUCUUCGUUUAUUGGGUCAAAUAAAUCAAUGGAAGAAAACCCACGGUUGGAAAUUCGACUUCCUGUUACGGAGUAUGACGAAGAUAUGAGUGAACAAACUAAUUGGGAUGAGGGAAUUAAUGAAGAAUUAACGGAGACGGAAUUAAGUGAAGCUGAGUUUGAAGAUGAAAUAGAGGAAGAAGGAAGGGAUAGAGAUGAAAUUGAAGAAGUGUUAGAUCAAGAGAAAGAAGAAACUGAUCAUGUGGAAGUGGAUCGAAAAUCAGAAGAAAUAGAUCUGGGGAAAGAAAUGGAUCAAAGAUCGGAAGAAAUCGAUCAAGAAGAAAAUAAAAUAGAUAAAGAAGGAGAAAUUGGCCGAGAGGAAAAUACAAUAGAUAAAGAAAGAGAAAUUAACCGAGAAGAAAAUAAAAUAGAUAACGAAGAGAUCGACCGAGAAGAAAAUAAAAUAAAUAAAGAAGAAAUUGACGGAGAAGAAAAAUUGAAUGAAGAGAAAGAUGAUUCAAAAGAAAAAAUAAAUGAACACUUGAAUGAAAAUAAAUCGACUAUAAAAACAGAUUCAAGUGAAGAAGAGAAAGAACCCGAUGAAGAGGAAGAAGAAAAACGAUCAAAACAAAGAAUACUUAAAGAAAUGUAA